Messenger RNA from Austrofundulus limnaeus, 4124 nucleotides. RefSeq names its product angiopoietin 2b (gene angpt2b). Bases 568 to 2076 code for a protein of 502 amino acids. The record is from RefSeq and is a predicted model, not a curated record. The transcript is spliced from 9 exons. NCBI's taxonomy places the organism in Eukaryota, Metazoa, Chordata, Actinopteri, Cyprinodontiformes, Rivulidae.
UCACACGCCUCUCUCACUCUCUCUCUCUCUUUCUCUGUAGUUUUAAGAGCGUUACCACUUCAGCCAACAUCCUGAAGCAGGCCACACUGCACUCCACCUCUGCUCUCCCCCUCUCCUUCAGACCAACGCAUGGACUCCAGCAGCUUGAAAAGACGAGCCCGAGGCAUGCAACUUUUUUAAAACCGCAGAUAAAUAGUGGAACUUUGUUGUUGGCUUCCUGGGUAGCGCUACAUGUGCCGGGUGAGUGUUGGACUUUCAGUGUAAAACAAUCCCUCUGUUUCCUGUGUGUGUGUGUGUGUGUGUGUGUGUGUGUGUGUUUGUCUGUCCUCCUGCAAACCAGCGGGAGCAUGAAUUGGCCUCAAGAGGACUAUUGAUGCAACAGCAAAGAGGGAGAGUUGCCAAAUAAGGAGAAGUAAAAGUUAUAAAACAGACAGUGGAGCAGCAGUAGGAGUUGGACUGAAAAGACAGGAAAGGAGAAAUCUGAAGGAUUAAUAACUAAAAAAAAAAAACAGUGCUCCUAUUGCACCCUCUUCCCUCCCUCCCUUUUUGAUUUUUCCUUGCCCUGAUAUGGGCCGCUUGCUGGCCUUGACCUUUGCCUACCUGGCCUACCUGUUGGCCAAUGCCAUCGCCUCACAGCGCCAGCAGCACCGCGUGCAGCAUGGCCCCUGCAGCUACACAUUCAUUCUCCCAGAGGUGGAGCACUGCCAACCCGUAAAGGACUUCCAGGUGACCAAUACCCUGCAGAGCGACUCGCCGCCUGAGGCCAAGCCAAGUCCGUCCAAGCAAAGUCGGGCCCAGGAGGACAGGCCUUCAUGGCAGCAGAGGAAGCUGGAGACUCUGGAGAGUGCCAUGGAGAACAACACGCAGUGGCUGCAGAAGCUGGAGAACUUCAUCCAGGAGAACGUUCGCUCUGGCAUGGAGGAAAUUAAGAGAUCUUCCGUGCACACGCAGACAGCUGCCAUGCUGGAGAUGGGAACGAACCUCCUUAGCCAAUCAGCAGAGCAGACUCGCAAGCUGACAGAUGUUGAGACCCAGGUAUUAAACCAGACAAGUCGCCUGGAGAUCCAGCUUCUUGAGUACUCACUUUUUACCAACCGUCUGGAGAAACAUAUUCUCCUCCAAACUCAAGAGAUCUCACGCCUCAGUGAUAAAAACAGCUUUUUGGAACAAAGGCUUUUAGCUUUAGAAGCUCGAUACGGGAAGGAGCUCCAGGGUUUGCAGAAUGAAAAGCAGCAGCUUCAAGAUCUUAUGGAAAGGCAGAGUCGACUGGUCAGUCAGCUUCAGGGUGAACUCGGAAGCUCGACCCUCAACAGCACCUCACUGCAGAGACAGCAGGCUGUGCUCACAGACACCGUGCAGCAGCUGCUCACAAAAGUCCAUCAGUGCAACGAAAUCUCAAACGAGCCCAAGAACGACCCACUUACUUUCAGAGACUGUGCUGAGAUCCUGCGAUCUGGAGUGAAAGAAAAUGGCGUGUAUACCAUACGCCUACACAACACUACUCAGGAUGUCAAGGUGUUUUGUGACAUGAAGACCAAAGGUGGGGGGUGGACGGUGCUGCAGCAUCGGAGAAAUGGCUCUAUCGAUUUCCAUCGCGGGUGGAGUGACUACAAAAUGGGCUUUGGAGAGCCGUCGGGGGAGCACUGGCUGGGGAAUGAUAUCAUCUACAAGCUGACCAGCUCCCAGGAAUACAGCCUGCACAUCCAGCUCAAAGACCGGGAGGGGAAUGAAGCCUUCUCACUUUACGAUCGCUUCUACAUAGACGGCGAGGAUAACAACUACAGCCUUCACGUUGAGGGGUUCAGCGGAACAGCCGGCAAGACCAGCAGCCUCACGCACACCGGAAGCCAGUUCAGCACCAAGGACAGAGACAACGACCGCUGCACCUGCAAGUGCUCACAGCUCGCGUCAGGAGGAUGGUGGUUUGAGGCUUGCGGUCCAUCUAACCUGAAUGGCAUAUAUUACCCUGCUUCGUCAAAUGUUAUCCGCUACAAUGGCAUUAAGUGGUACUAUUGGAAAGGUCCCAAUCUGAUGGCCACCAUGACAACUAUGAUGGUGCGCCCCACUCACUUCUGAUUUCAUGGCUUGUCCUUUAAUGACAGACUGCAAACUGAAAGACGGUGCAGACUGAUUUUAUGAACAGGAAGAUAUAUAUUGUAUAUGAGCUGGAAAAAAAUGUCCUCCAUUCAAAACAGCCUUAGAAUUUAUUGGUCCGUUUUAUUGAAAACAACUGCAUGGGUGAGUCUGCAAAUUAUUGUGAGUGACUGUUUCUUCACAAAGCACUUCAAAACUUGUCACCACAUUGGACUCUUGGUGAUGAAAAAAAUAUAUAGGACACAAACUUUUUGUACAAAAGCUUCAAAUAUUUUAUUUCAGGUCGUUAAAGAUGUUUAUGAGGUAACCGUGUUGGUUUAGGAAUCCUAACAAUGUGAGUAGGGUGGGGUGGGUACUGUUUAAGUAUUGUGUAAAGCAUAUUGUUUUGCCAUGUUUACAUUACAACAUUUUGUAGUUUGACAAGGUCUCAUUUUGGAAUGCAGAGUUGUCAUUUUGAGUUUUACUUUUUUAUGUGCUUAUUGUACAUUCCAAAAAAGCAAAUUCUUUAAUAAUUACACAAGUUUGUAUAAUACGUCUUGCCAAAUAACUGUGGUUCCUGCUAAUUCAAAUCGAAGAAACCCACAAACCACUAACCAAAAUGUAAUUUCAGGCUAAACAAUAAUGUUUGUUGUGGGUUUUGAGGCACAAGUUACUCAGCUAUAUUCACUCCUUUUGGACAAUAAAGACUUUUCAUAGGAUUUAUUUCCUUUUGACUAGAAAGAGGCCAAGGUUCAUUGAGCUCGUUGUGAAUGGCAUAAAGCCUUAGGUCAAGGUAAGGCCCCGUUUACACAGAGCUGGUUUUCUGUGAAACCGUAGCUAUUUUGUUGCUUAUUUACACGUCACCAGCGAUCGGAGUCUCUGACACCGGCACUUUUUGAAACCAGGUCCCAGAGUGGAACUUUUUAGUUACACCCCCCUAGUUCGGAUGCAAUGGUGAUUGUGCAGACACUGCCGGAGAACAAUCAAACUCUGCACAGAAAGACCCCAGGUCCAAACCAAUGAUCAAAUCCAGGACCUUCUUUCUGUGAGGUGUCAGUGCUAACCACUGAGUCAUGCUGUCCAUGGCAUUCCAUAGCAACAUAUCCAAAAGAUCUAAAGUAUCCCAUUGUUGAACUAUAAUGGUUUAAUUACUUUAAACAGCUCAACUAUAAAAAUGUUAACUAUAGCAGCUUUGUUCUUUUAUUUCAUCUCCCAAGGAGUUUUUUUUAAAUAAAAUAACCACGUUUUUCAUAUAAAUAUUUUUUUUCAAAAACUUCAUUUGUGAAAAGUUUUGUUUAUAAAAAUGCAUCCCACAUUUCCAUUUGUGUGUUUCACAUUGUAGAAUAAAAAAAAAAGAAUGUAGUUGCAUCUGGAGGCAAAACUGUAAAUUCACUUUUGAUUUUGCUGAAAUUAUAAACUCAUAGUUGUUGGUGCGUAUAACGCAGAGUGCACCAGGUGCUUUUCUUUAUGUUAACUACAUCAACAAGCCACACAUGCUGUUGUAAGAAAGUCAAGCGAGAACCAGUUUUCGGCGCUGAUCUGAUGAAUCAUCCAAUAACACCGAUCCCUGUGGUGCCCAUUAGAACGAGGACGGUUUGCACCUCGGCUCACAGUAACCUGCAUCUGCUGGUGUGUGCGGGAGGACAGCAGUCACUGCUAAGUGGAGGAUGACUCAUGAGGGUGUCGGUCGGCCACAUCUACAGUGUCAGCUAAGCCCUGCGCUUCAUUUGCUCAAGGGAAGACUGAAAGACCUAAUCUUCUAUGUGCAAUUCAGCUCAGCUGCUGCGAAUUAAAUACAGUUGCAGAGAUGAAACAGUACAUGUAAUGCACAGUUGUGAGACAAUUCUUACUGAUUGUACCUGUAUUGUUUAUUGCAGUUGGUGUCAGAUGUAUUUGGAAAUAAUAAGUUGCCUUCUGAAAAAUGUUUUGAAAUAUAUAUUUUAACAAAAGAAAUGGAAUUUUCAUAAAAAUGCAGUAUGUGUUAAGUGCUAAAUGCUUUUUACUGAAAUGUUUUUAAAGAAAUAAAACUAAGUUGGUAGGGCUAAAAGACA